UUAAAUAAAAAUGUAAAACCUUGCGCUUUGCCUUUGAAAUAGCCCAGAAGUUAAGCUUAUUUUAUUGAAACAAAUUAGAGAUAAAUCGGGGAUUUCAGGUUUGAUCGUGUAGCAGUAUGCUGUAUGGCCUCCAUAUAGCAGUAGCUAAGGUGUUAUGUAAUAAACGUGACACCGACCGAGCAGCCGUGUCUUGUGGUUAUGCAAAAGGCUAGAUAUAGCCAUUUUAGCUAACGUUAGCUGAAUUUGGCAUGAAGUUAGCUUGUCAGUACUGUAUCGGACUCUUCUCCGUCGUUUAAGCUAUAUUUUGAACGUCAUCUCCAAGCAAUGGCUCUGGUGACAUCGGCAAGAAGACUAUUUCAUGUUUCGUUACGAGAAAGUUCUCUACGUCGAGCAGAAACACUAAUUUCAGCAACAAACACAACGUCGGGGAACUUAUCAUUGGCCGGUCAGAGAAGGGCCUGCAUUCGUGUAAGGGAUUUUAGCACCAACACACAACCUCUCAGAGCUGACAAUAAGGUGACGGUCCACUUCAUCAACCGAGAUGGAGAGAAGAUCUCUGUCAAAGGCUCUCCUGGAGACUCUCUCCUAGAUGUCAUUAUUGACCAGGACCUUGAUUUUGAUGGGUUCGGCGCAUGUGAGGGGACGCUGGCCUGUUCUACCUGUCACCUGAUCUUUGAGGAAGACGUGUAUAAUAAGCUGGGCCCAGUGACUGACGAGGAGAUGGACAUGCUGGACCUGGCAUACGGACUCACGGACACGUCCCGCCUGGGUUGCCAGAUCUGCCUGACCAGAUCCCUGGACGGCAUGACGGCGAGGGUGCCUGAGAGUGUGGCAGACAUCCGACAGAGUGGAGACGGAUCCUCAUAAUGGCAACCCCAGACCAGAGGAAUAGAUAUACUGAAAUUUGCCCCAUGUUGGUACCACAUGUCCCAAAUCAAUGCUUUAUUUCAACACUAGCAUGACCAAAUAAUGCUAAAUUCUAAGUGGUAUGCUGGUAUGAAUAUUGGAAUGGAAGACGCUGUAUUUAUAGAAAUUAUAAUUAUAACAUUUUAUUGAGUCCCCAUCAUCACAGUUUUACAUUCACUUUAUACAGGGAACAAUGGGAAAGUUGGCAAAUAAUUCCUAACUAAGCAAAUGUUUCUGUGUAAAGCAGGUUCUGGAGAAUAGAAGAACAUUUAGAUGGAAGUCUCUAAUCACCCCCUGCCCCAUAUACUGAACAAUAAAUAUAAAUGCAACA
Molecule: messenger RNA, 1237 nt
Organism: Coregonus clupeaformis (lake whitefish)
Lineage: Eukaryota; Metazoa; Chordata; Actinopteri; Salmoniformes; Salmonidae
Product: adrenodoxin
Exons: 4
Coding region: 325-867 (180 amino acids)
Biological process (GO): P450-containing electron transport chain; positive regulation of oxidoreductase activity
Cellular component (GO): mitochondrion
Molecular function (GO): 2 iron, 2 sulfur cluster binding
Source: RefSeq, a predicted model, not a curated record